Messenger RNA from Xenopus tropicalis (tropical clawed frog), 2096 nucleotides. It is a transcript of the gene cited4, whose product is annotated as Cbp/p300-interacting transactivator, with Glu/Asp rich carboxy-terminal domain, 4. The record is from RefSeq and is a predicted model, not a curated record. The coding region runs from base 256 to 816 and encodes 186 amino acids. Gene Ontology annotation, cellular component: nucleus. Gene Ontology annotation, molecular function: transcription coactivator activity. Gene Ontology annotation, biological process: regulation of DNA-templated transcription. The transcript has 2 exons. NCBI's taxonomy places the organism in Eukaryota, Metazoa, Chordata, Amphibia, Anura, Pipidae.
CGCUCUCCUUCCUGUUUAUCCGAGCCAGCCAAUCAAAAGUUUGUGGGCGUGGUCAAAAGACACACACCACCUUGACUGCUCUUUCUUUCUGUGAAAUCCUAUUAGCAAAUUGCCUGUUGUUAUAGGAAGUAGGAUUUGUUGUUUUCUUAUGUCUCCGGUUCUGUGGGCUUUCGCACAGUAAAAUCCUGGGAUAGUGUCGAACAUUGAGGCCGUCACGUUGCACAGCGCCAUAUCUCUGCCUGCCUAACUCGAAGCAUGGCAGACCCAAUGAUGAUGCCAGUGAUGCAUGGUGGACAUCCAAAUUAUAGAGUGGGAAUGAAUCCCAUGCAGGCACCACCUUGUCACCAGACCAGGACUAUGCCUCCUAUGCAUUCGGGACAUAUGAUGCAAUAUGGAUUUUCCAAUACUGAAGAAAACAUGAGAGCACGGAUGGCCAUGCAGCAGCAGCAGCAGCAUGUACCAGCCCACAUGAUGUACCCAGCACAGUCUCAGUCAUAUAUGGGAACUCAGCAGCUAAUGGCAACCAUGCACCUUCAGAGACUCAACACACAAUAUCAGGGGCAGCCAUUAAUGGCUAAUCCUGCACUGGCACAGAACCACCAAAUGUACAGAACUGCAUCUGCCCAACACCAACAUAUGCCCACAUUGAACGUGACCGACACAGACCUGGUAGAUGAAGACGUUUUGACAUCUUUGGUGCUUGAACUGGGUUUAGACAGAAUUGAAGAACUCCCUGAACUUUAUUUGGGUCACAAUGAAGUUGAUUUUAUUUUAGAUUUUGUAUGCAAACAACAAACCAGCCCAGUAACCUGCUAAAGGUUCUUCAAGGAGACAAUAGUAACCACAAAAUGACAUACUCUGUGCCUUGUGUUUAGGUCUUGGAUAAAGUCCAUAGUGAUCACCACUGUCGGAUUGUUGACUUGUUUAUGAUACGAUUCAUAUAUAAUGAGUUUAAGAUUUUAGGGUAAUGUAAAUGGGAAUGUUACUGUUCAACUUGUGGGCAGUUAAGGUCAUUCAGCUGUUGUCUUGGUUGCAACAUUUAUGGACUUUAGACAGACACAAGGCUACAUUCAGUAAGACAAAGGAUUUAAUGAAACAGAGCUUGCACAACCUGGAAUGGGCUCAGGAAUUCUGUGACAUUGCCUUUGCAUAAUAGAGUUCUGGUUGAUGCACCAGUAAUUCCUGUCUUAAGUAUCAUGCUGGUAAUUGUUGUGAUAAAAACUCUUAAAAUCCAGCCUUGUCAGAGUUUUGGCAGGUUGUGUUAGUAUGUCACUGUUAAUAUGUUGAUUGUUUAAUAGGUAUCUUUUACCUGCCCAAUCUAACAGCAAUAUGGCAAACUAAAAAGAAGCUGUUAAAGCAAGCAGUAAUGUAUCUAAACUGUGAAACCACUACAGCUCUUUCACUGUGACCCCAUAAUAUAUUCACACGGGGGAAUAAGUGUACAUUACCAGCUUCUCCCCUAUGUGUGGGAUGUUGAAAUGUGCACUAUAUAUUCUAAUCAUUUUAAUGUAUAUAAGGGAUAAGCAACAUUGCUUUAAUGUAUACAAUGUAAAUUUGUUUGUAAUGCUUGUAUUUAAAAAUAAAUCUAGGUUUUAGGAUGAGGAAAAGCAGAUCCUAAAAGUCUCUAUCAUACUUUAGUUAAAGGGCAAGCAACUAUUUUUUUUUCUUCUGAUUAGACAAAUACAAAAAAAGAAUACUUUCUUGUUAAAGUUAUAGGAGUACAGUUCUGUGUGUGUCCAGGUCAUACUAAUGGAUACUUCAUGAAAAACUACGUUGAGUAAAUUAUCAUAUGGUUUUGACUGAUUCUGAUAAAAGCCUGCACCUAUUUAAAAAUUGUAAUGCUGCAUGCCCUGGAACAACUGCAAAUCAAAAAUUGAGACAGUUAUUCUAGGCCUGAAUUUGUCCUGGUCAUACCCAGUUAUAACCAUACAUGUGUUAAUCAAACAAAAACCUCACUUUCUUGAUAGUCUGCCCUUUUUUGAAACCACAGUUUGGGUCCGCCUGAAAUUAGGACCAUGGAGGGAGGGAGGGGAAGUGAUACUAUUUGAUGAGUGUAAAUCAAUAAAAGUUUUCUUUAUUUUUAAAGCUUUUGCUUA